Molecule: messenger RNA, 580 nt
Organism: Cyphellophora attinorum
Lineage: Eukaryota; Fungi; Ascomycota; Eurotiomycetes; Chaetothyriales; Cyphellophoraceae
Exons: 1
Source: RefSeq, a predicted model, not a curated record
AUGGCGAAACGGAAGCGACCAGACUCAGAACCCACCUCAGGCAAACCAGGCAACAAGGCUAUUGACCGUAAGCCUCCCAAAGUCGCAAAGACGAAUGGCCACGCCCAAAACAGGACACCGUCCUCAACCACACCAAGCAACAAGAUCAUCAACACCAAGCCUCCCAAAGUCGUAACGACCAAUGGUACCGGCCACACAAAAUUACCAUUCUCAAGCAACCCAGAGAACGAGAUCAACGACGCAGAACCCUCAGAACUCGCCAACAUCAACGGCGGCGCUCACACUAAGACCCUCUCACCAACAAUCCAGAUCAUCACCGGCUCCUACGAACGAGUCCUCCAUGGCAUAACUGCUACGCUCACCAUUUCACCAAUCGCCAAGACUUCGACUCCUCCCUCCACCAACACCGAGACACCCAGUUCCGCACCACCGAAACCAACAGUAGACUUUGCGCAAACCUUUCUCACAACGCCCACGCCCUCCUCGACCCGCUGCCUCGCCCUUUCCCCGCUCCCCGACCCGACCUCCCCGGACCAAACCCUCUACCUCGCCUCCGGCGGCUCCGACGAGAAAGUCAAAC